AUGGUAAACGUCCAAGAAUGGUUAGACAAAGAAUAUUUUUCGGAAGAGAAAGAAAAGAUUGAAGAAAUAAAUUCGAGAGGUUUAAAAUUGGAAGAUAAAUUGAUUAUUGCUAGUUUCCAUAAUUUAAAGAAAGUAAACUUGCGAGAUGCUAAAGGAAUAACUAGAAUAGAAAUUAAAGAUUGUCCAAAUAUUGAAGAAAUUUUUACUUAUGAUAAUCAAAUAGAAGAGAUGGUAGGUCUUGAUGAAUUAUUCAAGUUAAGAAAAUUAGAUUUUGCUAAAAAUCAAAUAAAAAAAAUGGAUGUUAGUCAAAAUAUCAACCUAACUUAUUUGGUUUGUCAUGAUAAUCCAGAUUUGAAAGAGAUCACUGGGGUGGAAAAUCUUUCCCGAUUAAGUUUCUUUAAUGGAAAAUGGUCUAGUAAUGCAACAAAUAAAGGAACUGUUUUAAAGUUUGACUUGUUUGGCUUAGAAAAAAAAGAUAAAGAGUUGACUAAACGUAGAGAAUAUUAUUUGCACAGCAAGCAUCUUUUAAGAAUAGAAAAACAAUUAAUUCAAGAAUUUAGAAAGUUAAAAAUUUAUUUAGAAAAGGUUGCAGAAUUUAGUGACUUAAAACAAAAAAUUACCUAUUUAUUAAACUCAGCACAGGAAAAAAAAGAAUUUGAUAGUGAAGAGAAAAAGAACUUAGUAAAUUUAGUCAAAGAAACUAUUAAUAGCAAAUCGGACAUUACUAAGGCAUUUAAGGAUAAAAUUAGUGAAAAAGAAACAGAAUUAAGGAAAACUAAAGAAAGAUUAGAAAAAAUAAAAGAAGAAACAGAGGAAAAUAAGAAAAAUUGGAUAAGAACAGAUCUAGAAGUUGUUGAAGAGAUUUUAAAGGAAAUUGCUGAAUAUAGGGAAGAGUUAGAAAAUGCAAAAAUUCAAGAAUAUCUCCAAGAAGAAAAUUCGGCUCAAGCCCAACAAGAAAUUCUAUCUAAGUAA
Messenger RNA from Entrophospora sp. SA101, 972 nucleotides. The record is from the annotation of a GenBank genome assembly. Lineage: Eukaryota; Fungi; Glomeromycota; Glomeromycetes; Entrophosporales; Entrophosporaceae.